AUGAACAAUGGCCUCGAGGCGGUGCCCCAUCGCCGACACCCGGAUCCCUCGUCGCCCUCGUCGAGCGCUGACGACAUUGACGUGGCCACGGUAGAGGAUGCGGCCAUUAUCCAGAGCAUCGAGCAGGGCCAUUACGCCGACGUCGACCAAGAUACAUACAGCCUCACCGACAGCAUCCGCCAGCACGUCGUUGACGGCCACCUACGGUACCAUGCCUACCACGCCGGCAUGUACAACUUCCCCAACGACGAGACGGAGCAGUACCGCGACGACCUCAAGCACAGCCUGACCAUCCACCUAUGCGAUGGCAACUACUUUUACGCUCCCUGCCACGAGAGGCUCGAGCGCGGCGCCCACGUGCUCGAUCUGGGCACCGGCACCGGAAAGUGGUGCAUGGAAAUGGCCGACUUUUACCCAAAAUCCCGCUUCCAUGGGAUGGACCUGUCUCCCAUUCAACCGGACUGGGUUCCGGAAAACGUAGAGUUCUUUGUCGACGACAUUGAGCACGAGAACGGAUGGACUUAUGCAGAAAAUAGCUUCGACUACAUCCACGUACGCCACACCAUACACUCCAUCAAGGACCGCCCCCAGAUGUGGAAGCGUAUAUACCACCACUUGAAGCCGGGCGGGUACGUCGAGGUCCAGGAGUUUCACUACGUUUCUGCCUGCGACGACGGAUCGUGCGAUGGCCCCUAUGCUUGGCGCGACUUUUUGAAAUAUCUCGAGGCCGGCCUGGCUGCCCUUGGUUCCCAGCUCAACAGUGUCCAGUACGCCGAGGACGAGCUGCUCGCUGCCGGCUUCACAGACUUGCGCUACCAGGAUCUCAAGUGUCCCGUCGGGCCGUGGCCAAAGAAGCUGCGCCUGCAGGAGUGCGGCCACAUCCUGCGCGACGUCAUCAUGUGGGGGCUAGUUGGCCUCUCGAAGCGGCCCUUCCGGGACGGCCUGGGCUGGACAGACCUGCAGAUUGAAAUGUUCCUCGUCAAUGUUCGCAAGGAUCUUUCGCGGCAGGUCGGCAGCUUGCCCCGGUUCCACUCCUAUUUCCCCUUUCGUAGCAUCUCUGGCCGCAAGCCGCCGUAG
Hirsutella rhossiliensis is the source of this 1077-nucleotide messenger RNA. RefSeq names its product methyltransferase domain-containing protein. Lineage: Eukaryota; Fungi; Ascomycota; Sordariomycetes; Hypocreales; Ophiocordycipitaceae. The coding region runs from base 1 to 1077 and encodes 358 amino acids. Gene Ontology annotation, molecular function: methyltransferase activity. The transcript is spliced from 4 exons. The record is from RefSeq and is a predicted model, not a curated record.